Messenger RNA from Cyprinodon tularosa, 4667 nucleotides. RefSeq names its product gastrula zinc finger protein XlCGF57.1-like. The coding region runs from base 83 to 1819 and encodes 578 amino acids. Gene Ontology annotation, biological process: regulation of transcription by RNA polymerase II. The transcript is spliced from 3 exons. The record is from RefSeq and is a predicted model, not a curated record. NCBI's taxonomy places the organism in Eukaryota, Metazoa, Chordata, Actinopteri, Cyprinodontiformes, Cyprinodontidae. Gene Ontology annotation, cellular component: nucleus. Gene Ontology annotation, molecular function: DNA-binding transcription factor activity, RNA polymerase II-specific; RNA polymerase II cis-regulatory region sequence-specific DNA binding.
UUUGGACAAAGAGGAACCAGAACAUCUGCAGAUAAAAGAACAGCAGCAAGAACCAGAACAUCCCAGGACAAAAGAGGAAACCAUGGAGCUCCCCAUUAGUGAGCACGAAGAGCAGCUUGUUCUGAAGCAGGAGGCUGAAGAUAAAGGAGAGGAAACUUUUCCAUGUUUGACAUGUGGAGAAAACUUUCAUAUAAAAGAACAUUUAAUGGAUCACAUGAGAAAUAACACAGACCACCUGUGGGAUUAUGUUGGAAAAGAGGAGGAUUUCUCUGACCAGCAGCUCUGUGGACAGGAGAGGAAAUCCAGUUUUGAACUAGAGGAACCAGAACCUCUACAGAUGAAAGAAGAACAGCAGAAGACAGAACAUCCCUGGACUAAAGAGGAAACAUUGGAGCUCCCUAUAAGUGAGCAAGAAGAGCAGCUUGUUCUGAAGAAGGAGCCUGAAGAUAAAGGAGAGAAAUAUUUCCCAUGUCCCAAAAAAGAACAAUUAAUGGUUCACAUGAGGGCUCACACAGGUCAGAAGAUUUAUAAAUGUCUGUGUUGUGGAAAAAGCUUCACUAAGAAAUCUCAUCUUGAUUCACACAUCAGAAUUCACACAGGGGAGAAACCUUUUAAAUGUAUGUCCUGUGGAAAAAGCUUCACUAAGAAAUCUGAUCUUAAAAGACACAUCAAAAUUCACACAGGUGAGAAGCCCUUUUCCUGCACGAUUUGUGGCAAAGGUGUUACUAAAAGAAGUCAUUUGACUACUCACAUGAGAAUUCACACAGGUGAGAAGCCUUUUGAAUGUCUGUCUUGUGGAAAAAGAUUUACUCAGACUUCUGAUCUCAAUAAACACACCAGAAUUCACACAGGGGAGAAGCCAUUUUCCUGCACAAUUUGUGGCAAAGGUUUUACUAAAAAAAUUCAUUUGACUACUCACAUCAGAAUUCACACAGGUGAGAAGCCUUUUGAAUGCAUGUCCUGUGGAAAAAGCUUCACUAAGAAAUCUGAUCUUGAAAGACACAUCAAAAUUCACACAGGUGAGAAACCUUUUUCCUGUACAAUUUGUAACAAGAAUUUUAUUUUAAAAAGUAGUUUAACUAUCCACAUGAGAAUUCACACAGGUGAGAAGCCUUUUGAAUGUCUGUCUUGUGGAAAAAGAUUCACUCAGACAUCUGAUCUUAAUAGACACAUCAGAAUUCACACAGGGGAGAAGCCCUUUUCCUGCACGAUUUGUGGCAAAGGUGUUACUAAAAGAUGUCAUUUGACUACUCACAUGAGAAUUCACACAGGUGAGAAGCCUUUUGAAUGUCUGUCUUGUGGAAAAAGAUUUACUCAGACAUCUGAUCUUGAUAAACACACCAGAAUUCACACAGGGGAGAAGCCAUUUUCCUGCACAAUUUGUGGCAAAGGUUUUACUAAAAAAAUUCAUUUGACUACUCACAUCAGAAUUCACACAGGUGAGAAGCCUUUUGAAUGCAUGUCCUGUGGAAAAAGCUUCACUAAGAAAUCUGAUCUUGAAAGACAUAUCAAAAUUCACACAGAUGAGAAGCCUUUUGAAUGUCUGUCUUGUGGAAAAAGAUUCACUCAGACAUCUGAUCUUAAUAAACACACCAGAAUUCACACCUUGGAGAAGCCAUUUUCCUGCACGAUUUGUGGCAAAGGUGUUACUAAAAGAAGUCAUUUGACUAGACACAUGAGAAUUCACACGGGUGAGAAGCCUUUUGAAUGUCUGUCUUGUGGAAAAAGAUUCACUAAGACAUCUGAUCUUAAUAAACACACCAGAAUUCACACAGGGGAGAAGUCAUUUGACUACUCACAUCAGAAUUCACACAGGUGAGAAACCUUUUUCCUGUACAAUUUGUAACAAGAAUUUUACUGUAAAAAGUAAUUUAACUACUCACAUGAGAAUUCACACAGGUGAGAAGCCUUGAAUGUCUGUCUUGUGGAAAAAGAUUCAACUCUAAGUCUAAACUCAAAUAUCACCGCCAAAUUCAUUGAUAAGAAUCCAAAAGUCAAUUGAGUAGACACAUGGGCAUUCACACAGGUGAAAAGCCAUACUCCUGAAUGAUUUGUGACAAAUGUUUUAAACGAGAAGGUAAUUUGAAUUUUCAGAUGAUAUUUAUUUAUGGAUAAUGUGGAAUGAUUUAUAUUUUUGAAUAAACAUUUGUUUCACUUAAGUCACAGGAAUGGAGAGACAGCAAGUUCAAUUCGUGGCAGUGGCAAAGUUGUGACAGUUCCGUUGGCUUGUUGUGACAGUUCCGGUGUAUUGUUGGCCUGACACGGCUUUAGUACUGGCUGGCACAGCGUGUUACUGGCAGCAGCCACUAGACUGAGAGUCUGCUACAUCAGCUCCACGAUUACUGACACUUUUUUGGUUGCUACAGAAGCCGUUUUUAAGCAAAGUACCUCUAAGUAGAUUGUUGCUUUAAUAUUGUGAUGAUACUGCUUAAAAAUCUGUAUUUAAGUCACAUUUACUUAAUGUAACGAAGUAGUUUAUCUGCAAAUAAAUGGCAUCUGCUGGCACCGGCCACUACGCACCCACUCCGGUGGCAGUCUCUGCCAGCACCGGCCACCAUCGGCCACUACGCAGCCACUCCGGUGGCAGUCUCUGCCGGCACCGGCCACCAUCGGCCACCGGAGUGGCUGCGUAGUGUCAUAGUGGCAGAUGAACUACUUUUUUUUUUUUUUUUUUUUUCCUUGCUGUUUUUAGGCAAAUAGCUUAUUUAUUCAUCUACUUUUUUAAGUUUUAUUAUUUUUUUUUGCCGUUGUUUGGCAAAUUAUUUAUUUAUAGUAGCUAUAGUACCUCUAAGCAAAUACUAUUGUGAUGUUUAUUGCUUAUUAAACUGCAUUAAAAUUUUCAUAAAGCCACAUAGUAGUUCAUCUGCCAAUAAGUGGCCAGUGGCACUGCCACUUUUUGCCAUUAGGUGUCCUUGGCCACUUCUAUCUAAAAAACUGUUUUUAAACCUUUUAAAGUUUCACAUGUGUGAAACCUUUAAUGAAGUGACUGCAUUUACUUUGGAAUGGCAUUACACACACUGCUGUUGUGUUACACAGAAUUCUUAGUUAAUAUGACAUACAUUGCCAUUCUGAAAGCACCUGGCCAUGAAGGUGUCAGAGAACACUGGAAGAUGACAUAAUUCCACAGGAUAUUUGAGGUGAAAAUGAUGUCAGGUCGUAAUAGUUGUAACUAAAUUCUUAAGGUUUAGUUAUCAGUAUCCUCCUCCUUAACUGUAUCUAAGAUGUGGAGAGGCAACAGCCAUGAAGAUUUAUGGUUACUUGUAAUUUUUGUUAUUUACAGAGUUUAUUCCAAUCUGGCAAAAACACAUUGAUUUUUUUUUCAUCCAGAAUGUACACACAGAACUUUUCAUAGUCCGCCUUCUUUUCAAAAACUAAAGUGAAAUCCUCCGCUGGAGAAUAUUCAUCUUGUCAUCCCAUGUCUUUGAAACCAAGACGGUGCCUGUAAAACUGGGAGAUGAUCGAGCAGCCUACUGGCAGGAAAGCCAAACUGCCGCCAUAGUGGCAGCGUAGUGGCCGCUGCCAGCAGAGACUGCCACCAUAGUGGCAGCAUAGUGGCAGAUGAACUACUUCAUUCCAUCAAGUAAUUGAGACUUUAUAAAAGUUUUAAUGCAGGUUAUUAAGCAAUAACAUCACAAUAUUAAAACAACAAUCUACUAAGAGGUACUAUAAAUGGGUAAUUUGCCUAAAAACAGCUUCUACAGCAGCCGAAACGGUGUCAGUAAACGGUGUGAGUCUAGUGGCUGCUGCCAGUAAUACGCCGUGCCAGCCAGUACUAAAGCCGUGUCAGGCCGACAAGCCACCGGAACUGUCACAACGCUGCCACGAAUUGAGCUCGGCCCUGCUGCAUUUUUCAUGUUUGACUGGUAAUAAAAUGACCAUAUAGAAACUCCUUUGCCUCAUUACCUAUAUUCUUUUUUGAGCAAAGUUUUGACAAGGCCAUUAAUUAACUGCUCUUUUAACAUAGAAACAAGAACAGAUAUGUUGUUAUAUUGUAAACCUGGUCAAAUUUUGUUUUUGAGACUAAGAAACUUUUAGAUGAACGAUAAACUACCGGUUGGAUAUAUUCCAGAAACAGACCUUUAUCCAGAUGAAAAUAUCCUCAGAUAAAUAAAAAUGAAGGUAGAACACAUUUUAUGUACUUUACUCAGUUUUUUUAAGAGGUCAGCUGCAACUGAUCAGAAUUUUGCUAAUUAUGUUUCUUGCUGGCUCCCAUUAGCAAUGCAUCAAUCAGCGCUGCUAUGUGUGAUUUUGAAGCCAGGCCCACCAAAACUCAAACAUAAUUUGGCACAGUGUUAGAGCUAUGGUCACUGGAUAUUAGAAUUAAUAAAGCAUCUAUAGAGGAGUCUCAGAUGAAGAUUUGGGACAUAUAUACCGUAAAUCUUCUAAUAUAGGACGGGGCCUUUAUUUCACUCAGGUACAUCUUGGUCCAGGGCAUUAUUGGAAGGAGGCCAGAAUUAGAGGCAGGCCUUUAUUUCUAUUUGAUAAAAACAGACUACCAGUGGAAUGAAUAAAAACAAGAUUGUAUGUCUCUUUGAACCUAUAAAAUACUAGGUUCAUUUAUUGAAAAAGUACAAUUACCAUGACGGUAUGCAGAACAUUAUUCAGAGAUCUUCCAGCAGCUGCAAUUUUUCUGCAUGGCAAUGCGAAAAAAAAAACAAACAAAAAAA